This is a messenger RNA of Momordica charantia (bitter melon), 1748 nucleotides long. It is a transcript of the gene ABF3, whose product is annotated as abscisic acid responsive elements-binding factor 3. Gene Ontology annotation, biological process: positive regulation of DNA-templated transcription. The record is from RefSeq and is a predicted model, not a curated record. Gene Ontology annotation, cellular component: nucleus. Gene Ontology annotation, molecular function: DNA-binding transcription factor activity. Lineage: Eukaryota; Viridiplantae; Streptophyta; Magnoliopsida; Cucurbitales; Cucurbitaceae.
UGCGAGAGACACCUGUCGUCUCUUCCAGCCCAAAGAAAGAGGUCUCUCAGCUCAGCUCACUGCCAAUUUUCCCAAAAAUAUCCAACAAAAGGGGGAAAAAAAGGAAAAAAAAAAAAGUAGAAAGAAACCAAGACAGGCAGACUUGGAAAGGAAGACUCGACAUAUUAUAAGAGAGACGGCUGUUCAAGGCAGUUAUCUUAAGGCAGUUGUCAUAUCAACACGAAUUGAGCUCUCAAAUGAAUUUCAGGAGCUUAGAGGACAUGCCACCAGGAGACGGCACCCUGGCUAAGGCACAGGCAAGUUUCACAUUGACCAGACAGCCUUCAAUAUAUUCUUUAACUUUUGAUGAGUUUCAGAACACCUGGAGUGGACUUGGAAAGGACGUCGGUUCGAUGAAUAUGGACGAACUUCUGAAAAACAUAUGGACUGCUGAAGAGUCUCAGGCGAUGACAUCUGCUGCUACUACUACUGCAGGCGGAGCUGGAGCUGGAAGUGCCUACAGUGGGAAUGGGAACCUACAGAGGCAAGGUUCGUUAACUUUACCGCGAACCAUUAGUCAGAAAACAGUUGAUGAGGUUUGGAAAAACUUGAGUGAAGAGAAUACUAGUGUUAAAGAUGGCUGCGGAGUCCAGGGAAACUUGCCUCGACGGCAACCAACGUUAGGGGAGGUGACUUUGGAGGAAUUUUUAGCUAGAGCAGGAGUGGUAAGAGAAGAACCUCAGCAUAUUGAGAGGCCAUUUAACUGUGGAUUUUAUGGUGGAUUAUCAAGAGAUGACAAUAAUGCUAGUUUGGCUCUUGGGAUGCUUAUGGGAAAUCAGAUAGCUGAGAACAAAAAUAUGGUUUCUAAUCAGAACCAAAAUGCAGUGUUUUUAGGGGCAGGAGGUGUGAGGUCUUCUCAGCAACAGCAGCAGCAGCCACUUUUUCCCAAGCCAGCUACCGUGACUUUUGCUUCAAUGAACUUAGCAAACAAUCAUCAGCUUGCUACCCCGGGAUCCGGGACUACUUUGGUUGCAGCCCCCAAACCUCCUUUACAUGAUACUUUACAGGGUGGUAGCAUCGGUGCGGUUGGUUUAGGCUCAAGAGGCGUCACUGUUGCUUCAAGAUCUCCUACCAGUACAACAUCAUCUGAUCUGAUUACAAAUAUCAACAUAGAGACACCUUCAUAUUCACCAGUUCCAUUUUCAUUUGGCCGGGGAAGACGAAGCAGCGGAACUCUGGAAAGGGUGGUCGAGAGGAGGCAACGAAGAAUGAUAAAGAACAGAGAGUCGGCUGCAAGAUCACGUGCUCGAAAGCAGGCUUACACCUUGGAACUAGAGGCAGAAGUUGCAAAACUCAAAGAAAUGAACCAAGAGUUGCAGAAGAAACAGAGAGAGAUAAUGGAAAUGCAGAAAAAUCAGAUCUUGGAGAAGAUGAAAUGUCAGUUGGGAGGUAAAAGAAUCUGCUUAAGAAGAACACUGACUGGCCCUUGGUAGAGUUACCGCGACGAACGGUCGAAUUUAGAUUAUAGUGUCUGUAACAAACACAAAAGCAGUAUGCAAAAGGCUUAGGCUGUGUGUUUCUAAUCUGAUUUCAAGCUUACAGUUAGAUUGGUAGCUGUAAAUAUGGAAGUUCGGGUUAGCGGUAUGUAGAUAGCAUAUAUCAGAAAGCAGAAUUGAGCCUUGUCAUGUAUAAAUGAACUUUUUGCUUUCUUGUGGUUGUUUUCUUGGAUCUCUGUUUCAUAAAGCUGUUUCUGAUGGUUUGCCAUCCAA